This is a messenger RNA of Phyllostomus discolor (pale spear-nosed bat), 6904 nucleotides long. RefSeq names its product mitogen-activated protein kinase kinase 6 (gene MAP2K6). Gene Ontology annotation, molecular function: MAP kinase kinase activity; ATP binding. The coding region runs from base 285 to 1289 and encodes 334 amino acids. Lineage: Eukaryota; Metazoa; Chordata; Mammalia; Chiroptera; Phyllostomidae. The record is from RefSeq and is a predicted model, not a curated record. The transcript has 12 exons. Gene Ontology annotation, biological process: protein phosphorylation; MAPK cascade.
CCAAGUUUGGAGCUUUUAGCUGCCAGCCCUGGCCCAUCAUGUAGCUGCAGCACAGCCUUCCCUAACGUUGCAACUGGGGGAAAAAUCACUUUCCAGUCUGUUUUGCAAGGUGUGCAUUUCCAUCUGGAUUCCCUGAAAGUCCAUCUGCUGCAUCGGUCAAGAGAAACUCCACUUGCAUGAAGAUUGCACGCCUGCAGCUUGCAUCUUUGUUGCAAAACUAGCUACAGAAGAGAAGCAAGGCAAAGUCUUUUGUGCUCCCCUCCCCCAUCAAAGGAAAGGGGAAAAUGUCUCAGUCGAAAGGCAAGAAGCGAAACCCUGGCCUUAAAAUUCCAAAAGAAGCAUUUGAACAACCUCAGACCAGUUCCACGCCACCUCGAGAUUUAGACUCCAAGGCAUGCAUAUCUAUUGGAAAUCAGAAUUUCGAGGUGAAAGCAGAUGACCUGGAGCCCAUAGUGGAGCUGGGACGAGGGGCGUACGGGGUGGUGGAGAAGAUGCGGCACGUGCCCAGCGGGCAGAUCAUGGCGGUGAAGCGGAUCCGGGCCACAGUAAAUAGCCAGGAGCAGAAAAGGCUACUGAUGGAUCUGGAUAUUUCCAUGAGGACAGUGGACUGUCCUUUUACGGUCACCUUUUAUGGCGCACUCUUCCGGGAGGGUGAUGUUUGGAUCUGCAUGGAGCUCAUGGAUACGUCGCUAGAUAAAUUCUACAAGCAAGUGAUUGAUAAAGGCCAAACGAUUCCAGAGGACAUCUUAGGGAAAAUAGCAGUUUCUAUUGUAAAAGCAUUAGAACAUUUACACAGUAAGCUCUCUGUCAUCCAUCGAGACGUCAAGCCCUCCAAUGUGCUGAUCAAUACCCUGGGCCAAGUGAAGAUGUGCGAUUUUGGAAUCAGUGGCUACCUUGUAGACUCAGUUGCUAAAACUAUUGAUGCAGGGUGCAAGCCAUACAUGGCUCCUGAAAGAAUAAACCCAGAGCUCAACCAGAAGGGAUACAGCGUGAAGUCGGACAUCUGGAGUCUGGGCAUCACAAUGAUUGAGUUGGCCAUCCUCCGGUUCCCCUAUGAUUCAUGGGGAACUCCUUUCCAGCAGCUCAAACAGGUGGUAGAGGAGCCGUCGCCACAGCUUCCAGCAGACAAGUUCUCCGAAGAGUUUGUGGACUUUACCUCACAGUGCUUGAAGAAGAAUUCCAAAGAACGGCCAACAUAUCCAGAGCUUAUGCAACAUCCAUUUUUCACCCUACAUGAAUCCAAAGCAACAGAUGUGGCAUCUUUUGUAAAACUGAUUAUUGGAGACUAAAAGCAAUGGACUCAAUCAGUGGACCCUCCUGUGGAUUGGUGGGUUUACGGGGUGAAGCAAGUUCACUAAAGCGCCAAUAGAAACUCAUCUUUGAGAUAAUUUAACCCUGCCUCUCAGAAGGCUUUUUUUCUCCCCAUUUUCUUUUUGUUUUUUUUCCCCUCCAAAAGGGGCCUUGAAAUCUAUAGUAUAGAAUGAACUUCUGGCUGGAUGAAAUAGAAAGGCUUAGGACUUAAAAAGGUGAUUAAAUAUUUAAUGAUGUGUCAUAUGAGUCCUUAAGCUUCUCAGACUUCUCUUGUUCUUUACAAAAUGAAUGCAUUGGCCCUGGAAAAAAGGUGCUACAGUAGUGACGAAAUUGUAAGUAGAUUUGUAGUCUGUCCAACUUAUUAUUUUAAUAUUUAUGUUUAAGCGCUUGGUUGAAAAGAUCCCAUUUUAUGCAGGGAGGGAGAUACAAAAGACAAGGUUGGUUUGGCAAUAUUUAUAGGGCUUUUAUUUUUUAAGUUCAACUGUGUCUGUGGUCCAGAGGAAAUUAUUUAAUAUGCAUCUUUAAGAGUAUUAUAAAAGUAUCAACAAGCAGCUCUUCUUGUGAAAUAUCUGUUUCAGCUGUUGCGGCUGCCGCAUGUUCUCAAAUUUCUGCUCAGUCCUGGGUAAUAACCACAUAUUCUAGGUGAAGUGGCAAGGUAUCCUGGUCAGACUCUUUUCCUGACUUUGGAAAACAAAACUCACUUUUAUCAUAGCUCAAAGAGUCACAAAUUUGGUUCUCUUGACAUUUGUGGUAUAGUAUUAAUGGAGUGGGAUUCGUGAUGUGAUGUUCCUAUCACCUCUUUCUGUCUUAUGUGUGUGUGUGUGUGUGUGUGUGUGUGUUAAGUCACACAUUCUGCCAAGUGGCUUCUGUGAACAUCCAUAUUUAGUAAGGAGGAUAUUUCUCAGUCCCGAGGGGGGAGCGUCACAUCAAACCACACAGAGAAUUUGUUCCUUCUGCUGUUGCCCCUCCUACAAUGUGCAAAUCCCAAGGAUUGCCAUGUGGUUAAUGUACUCUUUUACCUUGUUUGUUUGUUUGUUUGUUUUCUUGUUCAAUGACGAAGCCUUACUAUUAAUGGAAGGGCUGCCAUGGAGGAAAAUUAAAGGCAGUUCAUUGUCCCUUGAUGAGAUGAGGAGAUAAUGGGAAGGGGUGAAUUAUUCCUAGGAACAGACUGCCAAAGUUUCACGAGUUGAAUCGAGGCCACAUCUUUCCUCAGUAGCAUGCAGUAGCUUGUUCCACAGCAGGAGGCUAGCUCCACUGUGCAUUCCAAGCAGGCUGAGUAAGCAAGGAACAAGAACUCUUCCUCGUGGACAAAUAUACCAAUGGGUUCUCUGAUCUGGGCUUUAGGUUCCUGGAAGGUCAAGGGGUGAAGUGAUCCACAGAGAAAAUACUACCGAUUCUAACCUGGAAACACUGCUUUUGGAACAUCAAGGCUACUCUUGGCAGUACAGGGGCAGAAGAUUUUGAUAAAACAAGGAAGAAGAGGACACACUCUGUUUCUUUCCUCGCCUCAAGUUCACAAAUAUGGAGAGAGGAUUGCUCCCCCAGUGCUCCCAUUCUUCCCCUAUUAGAUUUUGAAGUGCGACUAUAUUUUUCUCUGUUAGCAUUUUCUCUUUGUUCUUGACCUCUAGCUCACAGCAGUUGCCCAAAGAGGCUAUGGCAUUUCCAUGAACGUCUUUCAUAUUCAGUUGCAAGAGAUACCUGUUUGAUUCAACAUCCGUUUCAUCUGCUCUGAAGCUACUACCUCUGUUCUCAUCUUUUUCCAGCCAGAAAAGGAGUGUUAUCUUAAUGGUCAUGACGAUUCACUUUCUGACCCAUCUUCCUACAUCUGCAAGUUUCCCUCCAAGUCAGAAAAGAAAAAAAAAAAUCACAACUGUAUUUUUUGCUUUAUUUAUCCAUCUUAUGAAAAAAGAAAGUAGUAGAAACAAAUCUGAGGUCAUUCCAUUACAGCUUUGUGAAAUAUGUAAAGCAAAACAUCUUUCUGGUCUGGGUCAGAUUACUCUUAACUGUUAUUCAGUGUGGUUUCUACUUGGAAAUGUUCUUAACCAAGUGUGUUUCUCAUGUGUGCACAUCUCCAUUCGGUAAGCCCAAGGCCUGAGCUUCCAGAAUAAUCGUAGUGGGGUAGAGACGUUCGUCAGUGGUUCUCAACCCUGGGGAGCAUUGGAAUAGCUGGGAGCUUGGAACACCAUCAAUAUCAGGGUCCCCGAGAUUUGGAUUCCAUUGGGCCCUGGGUGGGGCCUGGGAGUUGGUAUUUUUUAUAAGCCACUCAUGUGAUUCCGAGGUGCACCAGGAUUGAGAACACUGGUGUAGUACUUUGUAAAAAGAGAGUUGACUUAAAAUUUGUCUUGAACAUUUGCAGAGAGUGGCUACAGAGAGGAACAGGAGCCCCCACUUCUUCCCCUGUCCUUACCAGUGGGGACGUCUUUGCCACUGUUAGCAAAGGUGUGCUCCUGCAAUACUGAUGUGGACUUUGGGACGCCUUUUCCCCAGGGGCAUGAUGUACUGCAUGAUGAUUAAGUAUCUCACGUACCAGAGUAGAAUGACUUGAUAGCCUUACAAGUCUAAAGUUUAGAAUGUGCUUUUUGAGAACUGUGUUAUAAGUUAUAAACAACUAAUAUUAAAAUAAAUAUAGAGAUGCAUAAACUAUAUCUAAGUUGAGAGUCUACUGUACAUACAUAUAUACAUAUAUAUGUAUAUAAAUGUAUAUGUACAGCUGUAUAUAUACACACACGCAUAUCUAUAAAUAUGAUAUACAUACAUAUAUAGGUAAAUAUAUAUGUGUGUACAUAAAUAUGUGUGUGCAUGUGUGUGUGUAUAUAUAAAGAGAGAGAGAAAGAGAAUGAGAGAGAAGUGCGGACCUGUCAGAAUACCUCUACAAAAGAGAUUAUGCCCUUUUUUCCAAAUGUAUUUGAUUUGGUAUCAUAUAAUUGUUCAUAUUAUAAAUUGGCUUUAUGUUUAUAAAACUAUCAUCUCUAUAUAUAUCUUUGUUGAUUGCCAAGGUGUGCCAAAAAAGUAAUGUGAGUGACUUUAAGACAAUUGCCUUAUAUGUGUUUGCACCUUUGAGUAUCGUCCUUUGGGGCAGCCACCGUGCAGACGGUCUAUUUACGUAAAGAAUGCUGCUAAAACAGUUUUGCCCCUUCCCUCUCCUUCGGGAAGGGCUUCAGAAAUCAUUUCCUCACCCACACGGGUAACACGCAUAACCAUUUUAUAAUGACUCCUUAAUUGUUCAUUUGCUUUACAAAAAUCCUUACCAGGUAUUUUCUUCUUUGCUUUAGCUGACUUUUAUGAUCAACACUUAACACAAAGUUGUGUUUGGCAAUUUCUAGAACUCAAACCCACCCUCACAGCUGAAGUUUUGCCAUUACCGCAUCUUUUUAAGAGACCACGUCAUGGGCCCUGAAGAGAACUUCAAAAGUACAUUUCCCCCCAAAGUGUACAUUUGCAUUUAAGUAAUGUCAGCCUUUCUGGAAUAAGUGUAGCGCUUCCCAGACUUUGAGGGAAAAAGAACUCACCUAAUGUAUAUAUUUGAUGAUAAAAUAUAGUUAGGUUGUCUCUGAUUUCAUACCCAUCUCUUAGCCAUGAUAUGGAGGGAUGGUUCCAUUGUUCUAAAGACUGUUUAGUCACACUGCUGUCGUCAGGAAGAAGUGGUUAAAUAGCAGCCUCUUUCUCCAUUAAGCUGCCUGAAAUGGAAAAUGAGUAGGUGUGGAUAGGGCCCGAUAUUGUUUGUAUUUCACUAUUCUUGUCUGUCCUCUAAGCCUCACCAAAAAAAAAAAAAAGUAUAUGCCAGGGAUUCCCAAACUUUCUCUUUGUGGUAUCCCGAUGGUUGUCUUAGGAAUUUUUCUCAUGGUGCCCUACGCCAAAAUAAAUAUUAAGUAAUUCCACCUAUUGGGUAACUAGGUUCCAACAACUUAAGUGGCAGUUUGCACAAUGUCCUAAAGGUGUUGCUGUGUUUCCUUUAAAAGUUUACCCUCUCUGGUGGUGCCCCCGUGAGCUCGCUCCUUGCUUCAGAGUGUCUCAGCACACAGUUUGGGGACCAUCGAUGUGUGCGCUGCUGAUGUUUGCACUGUCCAUGGUUGGUGACAAAGUGGAAUUCCUGGCUACUCAGUCUUCUCUAUCACUUCCCUCUUGGUGUUUCUCCAUCACGAUUGUCUUGCUUGCCUCUGGUUGAUUAGCUUUAUAAUUGAGGUCCUGCCCUCCUUUGCUUUUCAUCACUCCUGCCAUGCCGUGUGUCGUGAUCUAGACAAUGAAAUACUCGUCACCUCCAGCAUGAGAGGAGACUGGCACUGAGACUAAAGGGGCCCUUGGUGUGUCCAAGUGCAAUUGAUUUCAUAUGUUUGGAGUAGAAUCACAAAGGAGGCAAGGAGGGACUGACGUGUUCAUAGUUGAACAGUAAGAAUGCUUUCGUUGACCAAGGGGCUUCGUCAGCUCUGCUCAGAAACUACUCAGUUUCUCUCAAAAGUGUCUAACAAAACACUUCAUCUCCUGCAUGAAAGCACAGUGGGUUCCCGGUUCUGAUUUCCGAUCCAAUUUUUUUUUUUGGCGGCCUUGAAGAUGGGAAUAGCAUAGUCAUAAAUUUGUUGGAGCUGGUGGUCAGAUCUCGUAAAAUGAACGAAAGCUUUGUUGUGCUGGGGAUGUUGCCUUCUUAAUGUCUAUCCAUGACUGAAAGCUUAAAGGGAGAUUUGCCGGCUUAAAGGAAUCUUCAAUUUUUAUUGAAUUAACAAGUAGAAGGUAUAAUUUUCAAUUAGACCACUGACAAUUUGCAUAGUCAGAUGGAAAAAUGCCAGAGUAAGUCUAGAAAGAGGAAGCUACCAAACCUGAGAGGAGAGAAAAAAAGAUACUUUAUUCUGAGGGUCCGCAUUCCUCUCAUUAGGGGGGUGUGUGUGUGUAUGUUUGUGUGUGAGCACUGUCCAGUGUGCUAAUAGCUAAAGACACCUUUCAGUUUUCUUGGGCUUUAAUUAGGGUGCUCUGGAUUCCUUUGGGAAUCUGGUGACUGCUGGGACCUUUUCCCUAGGAACAUGCACAUUGUACAUGGAACUUUUGCAAACAUUUUUUGUGGAGGCAGAAGGAAGUAGAGUACUGUGUGAAGACCCCAUAAGAUCAGGAACCUCUGCUCUGCAGAAUGUGGACCGGGACAUCCUAGACCAGGGUUGGCAAACAUUUUCUGAAAAGGGACAGAUAGUAAGUAUUUUCAGCUUUGUGUCCCGUCUAGUCUCUGUUGCAGCUAGGAGGUGUGAAAGCACACAUAAGUAUGUCAGUGAAUGAGGUUAGGGCUGUGUUCCAAUAAAACUUUAUUUAGAGAAUCAGGCAAUGGGCUAGACUUGGCCCCCAGGCCGUGGUUUGCCAAUGUCUGUCCUAGGCCGUCCAAUACAAAACUCUUAAUUAAUGUGUGUCAAGUUCUUCCAUUUAGUGUGUAGCUCAGCAGCUGCUGAGGCAGAUUAAAAAGAUGGACACAGGAAAAAAUUUGUAAAGGAUGGAAACUGUUCAGUCCCAUGAAAAUUGCCUCUUGAUUUCCUCAGGUAAGCAUCCAUUCCUUGCUGUGGAAGCCAAUAGGACAGUUUUCUUUAGAUUAAAUUGAGUACCUACUUUUUACUUGUUU